Messenger RNA from Aplosporella prunicola CBS 121167, 2793 nucleotides. RefSeq lists its product as uncharacterized. The coding region runs from base 1 to 2793 and encodes 930 amino acids. The transcript is spliced from 4 exons. Gene Ontology annotation, molecular function: microtubule binding; GTPase activity; GTP binding. The record is from RefSeq and is a predicted model, not a curated record. NCBI's taxonomy places the organism in Eukaryota, Fungi, Ascomycota, Dothideomycetes, Botryosphaeriales, Aplosporellaceae. Gene Ontology annotation, cellular component: membrane; microtubule; cytoplasm.
AUGAGCGGGAGGCUCCUCUCCGCGCGUUUGGCUCCCUUGGCUCGCCGCGCUCAACUAUUCGCUCCGCCGCGGAGGUUUACCCACGGCCUGUCCUCCAACGCGGGGGGUCUUUUGCGCUCAGAAUCCGGACUCCGCACAUCCCGCCUGCGAACAUGGCCUCCUGGCGCCUAUUCGUUGCACAACGUCCCCGCCGUCCGCACGAUAUCCUUUGUCCGCAUCCUCCCUAAGCUUUUCCAGAAAUUUGCGACCUUGGGUGCUGUCGGAGGGGCUACAAUCGUCGGAGGACUCGUAUACCUGCAAAAUCAGGCUAUAAAGGGUGUCGAUUGGGCCAGCAACAUUUUGAAUAACGGAAAAGACUUGGCCACGGGCACCGCGGGCACCCUAUUCGAAGGCGCAAACGGCAUCUAUCAACAGACGAGGGAUGGCUGGAAUAAGACCAAGGCGGAUUUGGAACUGCCGGAAUGGCUGCAGAACCUGUUGAAGGCAGAUGAAACGUCUGGUGGUGGUGAGCAGGAAGGCCCUUCUGGCCCCGAAGGCUCUCCGAAGCAGAGCGGCUCAGGCGCAGCGGCUGCGGGCGGUGCCUCCGCCGCCGCUUUCGGCUACGAGCAAUCGGGAGAUGAUGACCGGUCGGAUGAGAAGAUUGCCCGGGACGAACAGAUGAUGAUGCUUACGAAGAAGAUGAUUGAGAUCAGAGGCCUUCUGCAGACAGUCGGCCAGUCCGAUCAGUUGACUCUUCCCUCGAUAGUGGUCAUUGGAUCGCAGUCUUCGGGCAAAAGCUCAGUCCUGGAAGCAAUUGUCGGUCAUGAAUUCCUUCCUAAAGGAUCCAACAUGGUCACCCGGAGGCCCAUCGAGCUGACACUGGUCAAUACUCCGGAAGCCAAGGCUGAAUAUGGAGAGUUCCCAGCUCUGGGUCUUGGGAAGAUUACGGAUUUCUCCCAAAUCCAGAAAACCCUGACGGACCUCAACCUGGCCGUGCCGGCUGAGCAGUGUGUCACAGACGAUCCUAUCCAGCUUCGCAUCUACUCUCCGAAUGUCCCUGAUCUCUCUCUUAUCGAUCUUCCUGGAUACAUUCAAGUGGCUGGUCGGGACCAACCCAUUGAACUCAAGGAGAAGAUUGCCGAGCUCUGUAACAAGUACAUCCAGCCCCCCAAUGUCAUCUUAGCUAUCUCUGCGGCCGAUGUCGAUCUGGCCAAUUCUACCGCCCUGCGUGCAUCCCGGAAGGUCGAUCCUCGGGGUGAGCGGACCAUCGGUGUCAUUACGAAGAUGGAUCUCGUCGACGCCGCUAGAGGCGCUGAUCUGCUUACUGACAGAAAGUAUGCCCUUCGGUUGGGCUACGUUGGCGUGGUAUGCCGCGUCCCUCAAACCACUGGAGGUCUCUUCACCCGGGGCAAUGGCAACAUCCAAAAGGCCAUCACACGCAACGAGAAUGCGUACUUUUCGUCUCAUCCUUUAGAGUUUGGGCCAGAAACUGAUGUCGAUGUUGGCACGAAUAACUUGCGAAAGAAGCUUAUGUAUGUUCUCGAGAACACCAUGGCUUCAAGCUUGAAGACGACGAGCGAAGCGAUCCAGCGCGAACUGGCUGAGGCUACUUAUGAGUUCAAGGUGCAAUACAACGACCGUCCUCUCAGCGCCGAGUCUUACCUCGCAGAGAGCCUUGAUGCCUUCAAGCACUCGUUUAAGGACUUCUCUGAGCACUUCGGCCGCCCUCAGGUUCGCGAGAUGCUCAAGCAUGAGUUGGACCAGCAAGUUCUUACUCUCCUUGCCCAAAGGUACUGGAAUCGGCCAUUCGACGACCUGCAACCUCCACUUCCGGAAACGGAUCCUCUGAUUGAGCUACCGAAAGCUGAUCCUGAUAACCCACUUUGGCACUUGAAACUUGAUGCCUCAAGCUCAUCCCUGACGAAGCUUGGUAUUGGGCGGCUAGCCACGACAGUCGUUGCAAGCUCUUUACAGGCUCACGUCGACCACUUGAUUGCUAACUCCACUUUUGCCGCGCACCCGUUUGCCCGUCAGGCCAUCACCGAGGCCUCGACUUCCAUCUUACGGGAGCUUUCUUACGACAUUAGCGAUGAGCUGGAGAUCUGCAUCAAGCCGUACAAGUACCGGAUCGAAGUUGAGGACCACGAGUGGACAAAGGGCAGGGAGAGCGUGACUGCCGUGCUCAAGGAAGAGCUGCUCAUGUGUGAGAACGCUGUGAAACAGGUGGAGAACGAAGUAGGAGGUCGUAAGAAGCUCAAGGAUGUCAUGGGUUUUAUUGACCGUGUGAGGAAUGGUCAAGUUGUCAUUGAGGGCAGUGGCAUCGGUGGCGCAGGAGGAUUCAGCGCAGCUUUGCUUGAGAAAGGACGUGAGGGUGUUUUCCUCCGGGACCGUGUCGAUGUCCUCAAGAUGCGCCUCAUGGCGAUCAAGUCCAAACAGUGUGCGAACAAAAAGAACAAGUACUACUGCCCGGAGGUCUUCCUGGACGCAGUCGCGGACAAGCUGACUACGACGGCCGAUCUUUUCCUCGAUGCCGAGCUGCUGUCCAAGUUCUACUACGUCUUCCCCCGCGAGCUAGAGGCUCGCCUUGGUCGUAACCUGUCUCAGGCCGAAAUCGAGCGUUUUGCGCGCGAGGACCCUAAGAUCCGCCGCCACCUGGAUGUGGUACGGAGGAAGGAUCUGCUUGAGCACGUGCUGAAGGAGAUGGAGUCCUUGCGGCAGCUUGAGGCUAGAGAGAAGCGUGGUAUUACGCGCCCGUCGGAACGGGGGUUCAGGGAAAGGGAUGGUCAGAGGGGACGCGGAUGGGGUCUGUUCUAG